This is a messenger RNA of Lottia gigantea (owl limpet), 2160 nucleotides long. RefSeq lists its product as hypothetical. Gene Ontology annotation, molecular function: DNA-binding transcription factor activity, RNA polymerase II-specific; RNA polymerase II cis-regulatory region sequence-specific DNA binding. Lineage: Eukaryota; Metazoa; Mollusca; Gastropoda; Lottiidae. The transcript has 2 exons. Gene Ontology annotation, biological process: regulation of DNA-templated transcription. Bases 1 to 1737 code for a protein of 578 amino acids. The record is from RefSeq and is a predicted model, not a curated record.
AUGCACAUCAGAUCACAUACUGGAGAGAAACCUUAUAAAUGUGAUGUUUGUAACAGUGCGUUUACAUCUAAUCGCAACCUAGUUAGACACAUUCGCACGCACACUGGAGAGAAACCAUUUAAUUGUGAUUUUUGUAAUAAGUCAUUUUCAACUAGAGGUUACUUGAAAAGUCAUAUAAGGUUACAUACUGGAGAGAGACCCUAUGUAUGCGAAUUUUGCAAUAAUUCUUAUGUAGCCGAUACUGAUUUGAAGAAACAUAUGAGAACACACACUGGGGAGAAACCAUAUAGUUGCAAUUUUUGUCACAAAGCUUUUUCCCAGAGUUGUUACCUUACAAUACAUGAAAGAAUUCAUACAGGAGAGAAACCCCAUACUUGUGAUGUUUGUAGUAAGUCAUUUGGCACAACCAGUGAGUUAAAUAACCAUGCUAGAUUACACACUGGAGAGAAACCUUUUCAAUGUCAAUAUUGUGGUAAAUCAUUUGCUAGAAAGUGGUCUUUGACAUUACAUGUAAGAAUGCACACAGGUGAAAAACUUUCAUCUUGUGAGUUUUGUAGCAAAUCAUUUGUUAAAAAAAGUGAUUUAAAGAAACACAUCAGAACUCACACUGGAGAGAAACCUUACAAAUGCGACAUUUGUAGUAAAUCAUUUGCAGGAAUUUGUGGGAAAAUCUUCUCUUAUAGCAAGCUGAUGAGACAUGUUCCUAAACAUCAAAUGAGGAAUAUUGGAGAAAAACCUUUAGAAUGUGACAUUUGUGGUAAAUCAUUUAUUACAAGUGGUGUAUUAACUAGACAUAUGUGGGUACAUAGUGGAGAGAAACCUUAUAAAUGUGACAUCUGUAGUAAAUCAUAUCCAGUUAAUUCUGAAUUACAAAGACAUAUGAGAAUACAUACUGGAGAGAGACCUUACAGAUGUCAUUUUUGUGGUAAGGCAUUUAUAAGAAAUUGUGAUCUGACAACACAUCAAUGGAUUCACACUGGAGAAAAUCCGUAUAAGUGUGACUUCUGUAGUAAAUCAUUUCCUCACAAAGGUCAUCUUUUGCGUCAUAUCAGAACACAUACUGGGGAGAAACCUUAUGAAUGUUAUGUUUGUAAUAAAUCAUUUAGGACUAAUGGUGAUUUGACUAGACACAAAAGGACACAUACUGGGGAUAGACCCUAUCUGUGUGUUCUAUGUAAUAAAACGUUUGCUCAGAGAAGUACUCAUUCAAGUCAUGUUAAGACACAUUUUGGAGAGAAAACUUUUAAAUGUGAUGUUUGUGAUAAAUCAUAUGCUUCCAAGACUGGGUUAACUAUACAUACAAAGAAACAUACUGGGGAAAAGCCUUAUACAUGUGGUGUGUGUGAUAGGUCAUUUAAUAGAAAAUAUGACGUUACAAUUCAUAUCCGGACACAUUCUGGAGACAGACCAUAUCAAUGUGUUCUCUGUAGUAAAUCAUUUACUACAAAAAGUGAAUUGACAAGACAUGUCAGAACACAUACUGGAGAAAAACUUCUUAAAUGUGAGAUUUGUAACAAAACUUUUUAUCAAAAAAGUCAUUUCACAUAUCACAUGAGGACUCAUACUGGAGAGAAACCCUUCAAAUGUGACUUAUGUGAUAAAUCAUUUUCGUCUAAAAGUCAUUUGACUCCACACAUACAGUCCCACACUGGAGAGAAACCUUAUCCAUGUAAUGUCUGUGAUGAAGCAUUUACCAAGAAAACUAACUUGGCUAUUCAUAUGAAAACUCAUCUUUGAAUGAUCCUAGCAUAAAAUUUAUAUUAUAAACAUAACGAAUAAUUUUUUCUACCCAAUCCCCGAGUACCCAGCCAAAACUACACAUGCCACAUUUUUGUUAUGCGCUAAUACAAUUUCCAUAUCAAACUUGUGAAACUUUAGGAAAUAAGUGUAAUUUGACACAUUUUUGUCGGUGUGUGUAAAAUUCUGAAUUCCCGAACUGUCCGAAUUGGGUCAGAAAAGACAAAAAAAUCGGAUCUAAAUUGCGCCAAAGGUCGUGCACAAAUUCGGGAAUCAAAACAUUUUACAUUAAAAAAGGAAUACUUUUAAAAGCCUUUAUUUGGUCACAUCACAAUUUUUUUUCUUUAUUUUUCGUGUAUACUGUGCUAAUUUAUAAUGAUGCCGUCUAUGAAUUGAUAAUUUUUAUUUUUAAUAAAUAUAAGU